UUUGGGUGAGCACGUUGUAAUCAGGGUGAUAGAAUCGCCGACAGUGGAACAAAAGGCUAGCGGAAGUCUGAGGACUGCAACAUUCUGGGGAAUAAAGGGCUGUGGAACGCUGAGGUCUGCAACAUUCUGGGGAAUAAAGGACUGUGGAACGCUGAGGUCUGCAACAUUCGAGGGGGAAGGAUAAAGGAUUGUGGAAUUUUAAGACGGAACGUUCGGACGGACAGACAGAUAGACAGACAUUCUAAGAACUUCACGGCGGGAGCACCGUGAGCUGCUCGUGGGCUUUCUGUUGAGGUUGAAGCGGCCUCCCCGGAGCACGGGCUGAGCAAUCCUCAUUCUUAUUAAGUGUGCUGCAGUAGUGCAGUCGGUUAUCAUUAAUAGAAGGAUUUGUGCAGUUUCCUCAUAUAUCUGGAUUAAUUAUGAUCACUCCUGCCUUUGAAUUAAGCCAAGAUCCGAAUUUCCUCACUAUCACAAUUCAUGUCCCGUAUGCAAAGGUUAAUGAAGUUGACCUGUAUAUCGAUGGAGUGGACUUCAAAUUUUAUGCCAAACCAUAUUUCUUAAGAUUGACUCUUCCGGGAAAGAUAGUGGAGGAUGGUAGAGAGACAGCUUCAUACAAUGCUGAUGCAGGAAUUUUUACAAUAAAGGUUCCGAAAGAGACCUCUGAAGAAUACUUUGAGGGGUUGGAUAUGCUGACUACGCUUCUGGCACCAAAAGGUUCAAAAUCUGCAAAGCCACUACUGGAAGAGAUAGGACACUCUGUUGACCCUGAAGAGGAGGAAGAUCUGCAAGAUUUUGACUGGGAAAUUGAACAAACUCCCUAUGAGGAAUGGGAAGGAAAUAUUGUAAACCCGAGCUAUUUCUAUGGCUUUGGAAACCUGAGAACUGGAGUCUUCAGGAGACUGCAGCAUGAACUCAGUGACGUGAUUGACCUGAAGGAACCAGACAGUGCCACAUUAGUUGAACGUCGGCAGAAGCGCUUAGCUGCUGAAGAUGCCAAGUUUGAUUCUGACCAUUAUCUUGCUGACUUGUUCGAGGAUGAUGCCAUUCAGGACUUGCUGAAGUAUAAACCUUGGUGGGCAAGUGUGCAGAACAGAAAAGAAGCAAAAAAAGGCCAGAGUGAACAAUAUUUGAUGGAGCCAGGAAGUCGAUUUGUUGAAUUUUCUGAAGAUGAAAAGGAACAGUUACGAAACUUCACCAACAAGAAUUACCUGCUGGAUAAAAGGUCAUGCCAGAAUGUUUACUUUGGCCUGCUUGACAUUAUCCUUGCAUAUGCCUAUGAAGUCCGCAUCACUGAAGGAGAAGCUAAUACUGAAUCCUCGUGGAACAUCCGGAAACUGAGCGGGACUUUAUGUUGGUUUGAAACUUACCAUUCUCUUCAAGAAGUUCUUGUGUCUUUCUGCAGAAGAGUGUUGUGUUAUCCCUUUUAUAGACAUUUCCAUUUAGCUCUGAAAGUCAUUGAGGAUGGAGUCUUAAUACUUCAGCUGGGUAAGUCUGCUGUUCUGAAGUCCCUUCUGGACAUCCAUAAGAUCUUCAGAGACAGUGACCCUGCAUACCUCUUGAAUGACCUCUAUAUCACAGACUAUUGCAUUUGGAUCCAGAAAGUGAAGUCAAAGAAGCUUACAUCCUUGGCUGAGUCACUGCAGAAUAUAAAAGUCACAAAGGAUAAUUUAGGCUUUGAACUUGAAGAAUUGGAGAAAGCAGCGCUAUUAGUUCAAGAGGAAGAAAAUGAAAUACGAUCAGGGCAGAGUGGACUCCAGUCGCUCCCCUCAGAAAGCGAGACUGAGGAAGAUAGUGACUCUGAGGAAUCCAGUAGCUCAUCCAGUGAUACUAGAGAGUCUGAUUCAUGUGAAGGCGAUUUGUCUAACUGUAGCAUUUCUGAGGAAAUGGAUAGAAAAGGAUUGUGCCAUGCAGCAGAGGCUGACUGUGUUGCUGAGUUCCAAGCUGAAGAGGAUAUGAUCAAAUUGAACUGUGGUGAUAAAACUGUGCAUAUGGAUGCCAUAGGAUAUCCAGUUAACUGCCCAUUGGGAGAGACUUCCACUGGUAAAGCACCUCCAAGAAGAUUGAUAGAGGAGGUUGCAGAUCAGUUACAGUCAAUGGGGUUUUCGGACUGCUGUGAAAAAUCUGCUGCUGAGAAUUCAGAGCACACACCAACAAGCCUGCCUCUUCAGAGUUUGGCACAGUAUCAGCAUUCACAGACGACCUCACAGCAGACUUUCUUAGAGGUGUCUCCUAAGAGGAAUUGCCUGCUGCUUGUUGCAGAUCCUGAUAACACGGAGGAUUUUAUAAACCUGGCAUGAGUCCAGCUUGCAUGCGAGAAAAGAACAAGCUGAUUUAUGAGCAAGUGGUUGACGCUGGUUGACUUACUGAAUCACUUCAGAAGUGAAAAUUUGCUCUUGAAUUCUUUGGAUUUUUUUGCACAAUAUCCAGUAUAACUGUACAUAACUAUAUUACUUAUGUCUUCAAAAUAAUAGAUAUCAUUAUUGCCUUCAUUCUGCAUUAUGUCUUGAUGUUAAACCAUCGCACUAUAAGUUUAACCAGUGUUAGUCGAUCUAUAACACAGUUGAGAAUUGGUUUCGAUCAUGUCAGUCCUUAUUAUCUAGCCUGUGUUUCUUUUAUAGUUUUUUUUAAUCUAACAAGCUUUCAUCAUAACAGCAGUAUCACUUAAUAUGCACAUGGAAGACCUGUAGGCAACAUGUCCUUCAUAUUCAAGAAUGGCGCUGUGGGCUGAUAGAAUUUGGGUUUGAAUCAACAGAUUCGCUGUUUGCUAAGAAACACAUCCCACGUAGGAUAUUGCCUGUGAGUCCUGAUUGCUGCCUCAUUAGCCAAGGAAUUGUACAUGGUGUGAGAGAAGGGAGGCUUACAUUAGGCAAGAUUUAAUUUUAAAAACAAAAAGCAAAGCACAAGUAAAAUGACAUACAGUUUACAAUUAAUGUGGAACUGCUGGGCUGGAGCUGAACAGUCAAUCCAUUUGUAUUAAUCGUGUCACUCAAAUUCGAAUGUUGAGAAACGUGCGAUGCUCAUUAAAGUGAAUGUCAGAGCUGACUGGAUCCUGAAAAGCACUCAUUAUUGCGGAAGUUGUGAAAGAGAGGGAGAGGAGGCAGAUUUUAUCAUUGAGACCAUGUUAUAGAAUGGAAAUUCAUGCUUCAAAUUGACAGUAAAGUAGCGAGUUUUGAGAAGAUUUGUAGCUCAGGUUGAGGUUCUGGAUGUGAGUUUGCUCACUGAGCUGGAAGGUUAGUUUUCAGACGGUUCGUCACCAUUCUAGGUAACAUCAUCAGUGAGCCUCCGAUGAAGCGCUGGUGUUAUGCCCCGCUUUCUAUUUAUCUGUUUAGGUUUCCUUGGGUUGGUGAUUACAGUAAAAUAAUCUCAUUUACACACUGUUGGAAAGAUGUAGCAUUUAUCAACCACCUAACGAAUAUCCUAACUGCCUUUUAAUGAUUUAAACUAGCACUAAGAAAACCUGAGAUAACACGGUGUCAAGCUGGAUGAACACAGCAGGCCAAGCAGCAUC
Stegostoma tigrinum is the source of this 3508-nucleotide messenger RNA. RefSeq names its product SHQ1, H/ACA ribonucleoprotein assembly factor (gene shq1). Bases 420 to 2297 code for a protein of 625 amino acids. Gene Ontology annotation, biological process: box H/ACA snoRNP assembly. Lineage: Eukaryota; Metazoa; Chordata; Chondrichthyes; Orectolobiformes; Stegostomatidae. The record is from RefSeq and is a predicted model, not a curated record. The transcript is spliced from 12 exons. Gene Ontology annotation, cellular component: nucleoplasm; cytoplasm.